Labrus bergylta (ballan wrasse) is the source of this 3579-nucleotide messenger RNA. It is a transcript of the gene gfra1b, whose product is annotated as gdnf family receptor alpha 1b. Gene Ontology annotation, molecular function: signaling receptor activity. Gene Ontology annotation, biological process: nervous system development. Gene Ontology annotation, cellular component: signaling receptor complex; external side of plasma membrane. The record is from RefSeq and is a predicted model, not a curated record. NCBI's taxonomy places the organism in Eukaryota, Metazoa, Chordata, Actinopteri, Labriformes, Labridae.
ACGGCGGUGUUUUUAAUGUCUUUGCACCUGUGAAACGGAAUGUAAUCUCACAGCUUUUGGGAUGCUGAUUUUUUUUUCUAAAGAAGCGCUCUUAGUCUCUUUGCAGAUUAAACGGACAUUUUGAAGUAAAUGAAUUAUUGAUUAGGUUGGUUUCAAGAGUUGUAAUGCGCCUGUAAAGUUUUGGAUCUGCCACACCCGGUGUUGUCCGAGUGACGGAGCAGCAGGACAGACUCAGGAGUGGAAAUGUGUCUCACUUGUGUUUCCUGACCGUCAAAAAAAAAUACAAUCCUAAACUCCGGCUGGAGGCUCGCACGGUUUGGUUUAUAACUGGACUCAGGUGGAGACUUACGAUGUUCACUGUUGGAUACACAGGAUGCUUCCACACGUCUCGCACAACGUGCCAGCAGAAGGACAGCGGAUGUCUGUGAACUUCGCUUGACAUUUUCUCUUAAUCCCCGAAGACCUCUUUAAAGCUUUUAUCUCCUUAAAGCGCCAUGAUUUUAAUAACUUUUGUGUUUAUAUUGUCCUUCCCGGACUCCGUGUUCACCUUGAGGGGUGACAGCACCUCUCCCUCCCGCUCCCCUCGUCUGGACUGCGUGAAGGCCAGUGAACAAUGUCUGAAGGAGUACAGCUGCAGCACCAAAUACCGGACCAUGAGGCAGUGCGUGGCCGGGAGGGAGAGCAACUUCAGCGCGGUGACCGGACCCGAGGCGCAGGGCGAGUGCCGCAGCGCUAUAGACUCCAUGAAGCAGAGCCAGCUGAACAACUGCAGGUGUAGGAGAGGCAUGAAGAAGGAGAAGAACUGCCUCAGGAUCUUCUGGAGCAUAUUCCAGAGUUUACAGGCUAAUGAUUUGCUGGAAUACUCUCCAUAUGAGCCAGUCAAUAGUCGCCUCUCAGAUAUCUUUCGCCUGGCCCCCAUCAUAGCUGCUGAGCCUGCAUCCACAAAGGAGAACAACUGUCUGAAGGCUGCCAAGGCGUGUAACCUGAAUGACACAUGUAAGAAAUACCGCUCAGCUUACAUCAACCCCUGUACCAGCAGGGUGUCUGCCUCGGAGGUCUGUAACAAGCGAAAGUGCCACAAAGCCCUGCGACAGUUCUUUGACAAGGUUCCAACCAAGUACAGCUACGGGAUGCUGUUUUGUUCCUGUCCAUUGGGGGAUCAGACAGCAUGUGCUGAACGCAGACGACAAACAAUUGUACCCAUAUGCUCCUAUGAGGAUAAAGACAAACCGAACUGUCUGUCUCUUCAGAACACUUGCAAGACUAACUACAUCUGCAGGUCAAGACUGGCAGACUUUAUCAGCGCCUGUCAGCCUGAACCUCGCUCAAUAUCCGGCUGUUUAAGGGAGAACUAUGCUGACUGUCUGCUCUCCUACUCAGGUCUUAUUGGUACGGUGAUGACACCAAAUUAUGAGCGAUCACUUGGUAUAAGUCUGUCACCAUGGUGCGACUGCAGCAGCAGCGGGAACAGCAAACCAGACUGUGAAAGAUUUUCAGAGUUUUUCACCAACAAUCGAUGCCUACGUAAUGCUAUCCAGGCAUUUGGCAAUGGUACUGAUGUUGGAGUAUGGCAACCCCAACCCCCAAUCCAACCGACUGUACUAGAGCCGGGCAUCACUCGGAAGGGGAAACAUGGAACCAGUAAUGCACUGGAUGCUCUGACAGAUGUGACCAAACUGGGACUUCAUGGAGACUCACUCUAUCACAUCUGUGGGACCUUACAGGCUCAAAAACUGGUUUCAAACGUCACAGUGGAUACUUCUCUUUGUGUGAACCAUCAUCUUGAUGAGUCUAUAGACUCUAAUGCCAUCGCUCGAAGCUCAGCAGCGGAACACAUCUUGCUUCACUCCCCCAGCACCUUGGCACUGGCCUUUGCUUUAACACCAAUAGUAUUACAGCUUGAAGGUUUCCAGCUUUUGUAGGAUCUGAGGACUUUCAUGGAUCAACACUCUAAUCUCCAGAAGCGAUUCAACUCUCUUAAUUUCCACGUUUGCUAAAGUGUGACACUUCUUCUUGAAAUGGAAAUGAGAAAGAGAGGCCGAUGAGAGAGCACCAAAUUCAAAGACAACAGUGGAUAUAACCUGAGGAGAUCAUGUUGACUAAAAACAGACCUGCUGAAACUAUUGCUAAGAUAUCAACUCAUUUGCCUUUCAUGCCUGGUGGGGGCAAUUUGGUGACUUCAAGAACAUGAUUCACACUUGGAAACGAUCUUGGAGUUGAACCAUGUGAUCUGAUAAGCAUUAGCAUAAAUUCCCUUCUUUGGAAUGAGUGUGAUUAGUGCACGUUUCAACGAGUGGACUGCCAAUGUGCUGAAUGGCGUUUGGAGGAUAAAGCAGAUCAUUGUCUGCGUAACUGUGCUGCCAACAAACUUUAGUUCAAAAAACUGAGAAGUGUGGAUCUUAAAGUGUUGCUCUACAAAAGAUGCUACAGUUUUCAGAAAAUAAGUAAUAGGAUUCAUCACACAUGUCAACAGCCCUUGCAUUUGUCAGAAUAUCUUCAAAGGUGAAAUAAAUAUGCCGCAACAAAGUAACAUAAAAAAAAAAAAAACAUGUUCCGUACUAAGUAUACGUCAGUUUUGUAGAUAAACUUGAUUGUUAUGGUGGUCUGUGGUUUUAUCAAAUCACCUCCAAAAGGACAUUUUGUACAUAUGAUAGAUAAUGUGACACUCUAUGACGUUAUGCUGCCGCUAGUUUGUAACAUAUUGUGUGUAAUGUUUUUGAGAGUCUAUGUUAGUAUUCAGUGACUGAAUUCUGUCAGUCUCACUCAGUGUAGCUAUGAUUUAAAAUAUGUGAUUGGGUAUGAUCCUUUACUCCUGUGGUUACAGAUUUGACUUUAUUGUGUGGUUAUAUUUGGAUUGCAUUGGAUGAGGCUAUCUUAAAGCAGUAUUUUAGAGAGGGGUAUCAAACUAUUUGGGCAGUAGCAACUUGAACAGGCUGAAAGAAAGUAAGGUUUUUUUUUCUAGCAGCAGUUGAAAAGUUAGAUGAAGGUUGAGACUUCAUCUAUUUGUUUUUCAUUUGUCACUUUAUUUCUUUCUUUUGGGAGAGAGCAAAAGGACAGGGGUUUUCUUUUUUUCUUAAAGGAUGUGUACAUACCCACAAGUAAAGAAAAUGCCAAAAGACAAAAGCCAGUAGACGUUAAUUGCUAGCAAUCACCGCAGAUGCAAAUGGAGUAAAAACAUGAAAACAUUUAUUAUGAAGAUUAAGCUACAAUUAUCAGAGACAUUAAAGAAUGUACAACAUUAUGACAAUGGACAGUGAAAACUUGUUUUGAAUCAAUGACACUUUUUAAGUGUCAAAAGUGUCUGUUUAAACCCCCCCUUGUAUGAAACCUCCAGACAUCUUAACUCAAGCUGUGAUGAUGCACUGUCCUUAUGGAUCGCAGAUCAGAUUUGUUUUUGUUGUUAUGAAAGGGUCAAAAAAGUUUUGGCAGAAAAUACUACUUCCGUGUUUAUCUAGACAAAAAAACUGUCAUUACUUGAAACAUCUGACAAAGCACACAGCCUUUAUGUGCAAGUGAACAUUAAAACAUCUUAAAAUUAGACAUCUGUUCAGUGUUUGCCAAACAGCUGAAAUAAACAUG